UGCUCCCAGACCUUAUAGAUCCAGUUGAGCCUGAGAGAGCGGACAGACACUUUUCAUUUGUUUACCUUCAUGCGUUAAGAUUACGAACCAAGUGGCAGUCUGGACUUCGCCUUUACAGCUCUUUGUUCCGUUUUAUUUAUUUAUUUAUUUAGUUUUAGGGUUUGAACGUUGAGCAAGUCUGUCCCGUCGCCUGAGGACGUGUCAGGAUUUUUUGAGGAGUCGUGUUAAAGUUUUUUGUUUUUAACUGGUUUUUGUCGAACAUUCAACAACAUGAACGUCUUUCGUCUGGCCGGUGACGUGUCACAUCUGUUGGCUAUCAUCAUCCUCUUAAUGAAGAUGUGGAGUACCAGAUCCUGUGCUGGCAUCUCUGGGAAGUCUCAGGUGCUGUUUGCACUUGUCUUCACUACCAGAUACCUUGACUUGUUCACUAUCUUCAUUUCUCCUUACAACACAAUCAUGAAGGUGGUGUUCCUGGCUCUGUCCUAUGCCACCGUCUACAUGAUCUACAUGCGCUUCAGGAAGACAUACGACUCGGAGAAUGACUCGUUCCGUGUGGAGUUUCUGUUGGUGCCAGUCAUCGGCCUGUCCUUCCUGGAACACUAUGCUUUCACCCCAAUGGAGAUCCUGUGGACCUUCUCCAUCUUCCUGGAGGCGGUGGCCAUAAUGCCGCAGCUCUUCAUGAUCACCAAGACCGGCGAGGCAGAGUCCAUCACCACCCACUACUUGUUCUUCCUCGGCCUAUACCGAGCCCUCUACAUAGCCAACUGGGUGUGGCGUUACCACACCGAGGGCUUCUUCGACCAGAUCGCUGUGGUGUCUGGUGUUGUGCAGACCAUCUUCUACUGCGACUUCUUCUACCUUUACUUCACAAGGGUUCUUCGAGGGAGUGCAAAGAUGAGCCUGCCGAUGCCCGUUUAAAAUGCCUCCUCUCCACUGUGCCUGCUACAGUUCAGCAUCUGAACACAGACCCUGCCCUUCAACUGUACAUGUCUUUAGCAAUGGGACUUAUGGUCUGACAUCGCUCCGUUGACCGAAAACUAGCGCACCUCUAAAAAUUGAAUAUCUGUGUGAUUCUUUUUUUGUGUGUGAGUCUGUGUUUUCUCAAGUGUGUGUACACAUGUGUGUGUUCAUACAUGCUGUUGUGGUUGAAAGUCUGUGAUGUAUGUUCAGGGUUUUUUUUUUUUUUUUUUCUGUAUGAAGCAAAUGUGACACAGGAAAUGUGUCCCUGAUGUGCAUGUGGAGCUUAAAUUUGUGCGACCUUGCAACACUAUGAAACUUUUUGUCUUUACUUUUCUUUUAAUGUGCAGAGAGAGACUGUCGAGACAAUUGAAUGCAGUUUGUGACAUUUAUUUAGUUUGAUACAAGCUGUUGUAAAAAUCCACAGAAAUGUAAAUGAGGAUAGCUGUACAGCUCUCAGGUAGAUUGUAGCUUUAGUUUUCACACAGUACAGUUCGAGAUACAGAGUGUCCACUCCAGUUUCAUGUCUAAGCUUCUUACACUUUAUCCAAUCACCAUUGUGUCUUUGAGUCUUGUCUGAGGACAAAUACUGGACAUAUUUAUCAUUUCUAAUCUUCCACAAAGUUGCUUCCUCUCUGGUUCUGUAAUGUCAGACAGUCCUUAGCUCAUUGUAUUAUGUGCAAACUUUUUCCCCCUUAUUGCCAAGUAUAUUACUUUUAUAUAUUCCUCUUCAUUUGUAGUCUUUUGUAUUUCAAUGUAUUUCUUUUUCAUGGGAGAAAAAAGGGCUAAACAUUUUGUUGUGUGAUAAAUGAAGCCAAAGAUAGAAACAAAUGUGUUCAUCUUUAUGAAAUGUUUACCUUGACCAAACUGUCUUGUUUUUUAAGGGAUAAAGUAUGAAAAUAUCAAUAUAGAAAGUUGACUUUCUGUUAUAGAGUAACUUGUUGUUGACACUUA
This is a messenger RNA of Scomber japonicus (chub mackerel), 1911 nucleotides long. RefSeq names its product KDEL endoplasmic reticulum protein retention receptor 3 (gene kdelr3). Lineage: Eukaryota; Metazoa; Chordata; Actinopteri; Scombriformes; Scombridae. Gene Ontology annotation, biological process: protein retention in ER lumen; endoplasmic reticulum to Golgi vesicle-mediated transport. Bases 271 to 918 code for a protein of 215 amino acids. Gene Ontology annotation, molecular function: ER lumen protein retrieval receptor activity. Gene Ontology annotation, cellular component: endoplasmic reticulum; membrane; cis-Golgi network. The record is from RefSeq and is a predicted model, not a curated record. The transcript has 5 exons.